UGAAAUACACAGAAGCGUGUCGCUCAUACGCCCCGUCAAACCAUUGACGCACAUAUGAGUAAUAAAUUAUUGCGAGCAGCAACGGUAAAGAAGAAAAUAAAAGUUGGCUGUUUGGGUUGAUCAAUCAGCCAUUAACAAUAGCUAUAAACCGGAAGAAACGCGCGGAAUGACAGUUCAAAGAGUGAUUGUGAAUUAUUGAAGUGAUUAUAUGGUAUAAGCACAACACCGCAACUAAUUAAAUGAAGCUAAUUUGUGCAAGUGUGAGUAGUAUCUUUAAAACGUAAUUAUAUAAAAAAGAGGCAUAAAAAAUCAAAGACAACAUCUUGAAUACAUAAACAAUAACAAAAACAAACGCCACUCUAGCGGCAGCAUGACUGAGAACAAGUAUAAACACGCUGCUAGCAGUGCCGACAGCACAGAAAUCGCCAGCAGUCACAGCAAUAACGCGCAAGGUGAAAGCAGAAAUGCCGGCGGUAGCAACACCAAGCCGAAGGAAAAGAAAAAUGACAGCGAAGCGACAGUGGCGCUGACGAAUACGCAAUUUGCGCGCGAAAAGGAUGAAGAGCCGCAUGACAGUUCUUGCGCUGUUGGUCCACCAGAAUGCACCAAGUGGAGCGAUUACGUAUAUAAAGCUGUACCUUUUCAGAAGCGUUUCCCGGCGCUUGACUCUAUGAAUGAGACUCGACAGUGUCAAAAACAUAUCUGGGUCAUGUUUUCAGUCAGUUCAAACAAUGUUGCGAACAAGUAAUGUUUUUUCUUCGAAGAGAAGUAAUGGUUUUGAGUAAUGGUAAUAAUGAUGAUAUAUGUAUGUAUGUAAAUGAAUAGUGAAAUGUAAUGUUAAAGUAAUGA
This is a messenger RNA of Bactrocera tryoni, 849 nucleotides long. RefSeq lists its product as uncharacterized. Lineage: Eukaryota; Metazoa; Arthropoda; Insecta; Diptera; Tephritidae. The transcript has 2 exons. The coding region runs from base 371 to 748 and encodes 125 amino acids. The record is from RefSeq and is a predicted model, not a curated record.